AGAACAGGGAGGAUUGCCGAAUCCACGUCAGCGCCAGUUGGACGCGAGCGUCGCCAGCGAGCGCUUUGCUCUAGAAUACUGUUUUGACUGCUGCUUGUGCCAAUUACUAUAAUUAUGUUUAACAUAGAAUGUCAAAUUGCUCUAUAUUUGGCGAUGAUUUUCUCGGGGGCGCUGUUGGCUCAUGCUCCGCUGCUCCUGGAACAUGCCUGCACAUAAGUGGCCUGAAACUUAACCCCUUACAGGGCUGACGCUCAGCCAUAACACAGACUGGAGGAAUGCCAGGCCGGUGCUGUUUAACAAAACAAUAUCUGAUGUGAGAAGUUCCAGAGACAGUUUUUUUUUUCCUUUCCUUUACCCCCUUUUUUUUAUUUUUUUUUGUACAAGGUGGUGUACAGUAUGUGGUAAUAGGAAGAGGCGCAUUGUGUAACCGGAGCGUGUUAGUCAAUCAGGUGUGGCACGUUCGCUGGAACACUUUAAAUCACUUUUGGGAAGAGUGUCACCUGCGAAAAAUGUACGAAUCCACGAUGCUGUCAUGGAACGAAAACACCUCACACGACACGCCGCCGACCCAACACAACGCCCUGGUGUCACCGCUCGACUUCCGCGCGUCUUUCACAAUCUUCCUUCGACUCAGUCUGGUCCCGUCGGAGGGGAACGCGUUUAGUCUGUGGCUCCAGACGGCGAAUUCAUCCGUCAAACAUACACCUACACCCCCCGCAUGAGCACACACACACACACAGCACAGGGAAAAGCUGGCCGUGGCUCGCCUGCAGAGGGAAGUCGCACGGAGCAAGAGCGAAGGAACAAUGCGUGAAAAGCUGAUCCACGAGCUAGAGGAAGAGCGACGCCUGCGACUGGAGAGCGAGAAGCGUCUCCGGGAAGUGACGGAGGAGUCCGAGCUGGGACGGGCGCAGAUGGUUUCACUGCAGCUGCAAUUCUCCAGGAUGGAAGAGACGGUGCGGUCGCUGCUGCAGAAUCAGGGAGGCCUGGAGCAGACCGCUGUGGACACAGUGGACAUCAUGAAGGCCUAUAAGGAUAAACUCUCAGAGGAAGUGAAGAAGCAGCAGCAGCAGCAGCAGCAGCAGCAGCAGCAAACUGGCCCCGAAGACAACGGCUCCCCACUGCCGGACCCCGGGCUCCAGCUGGAUCCCGAACACGAUGCCAGCCAAGCAGAAGAGGACAAAGACAAAACCAAGCUCCUCGCGGAGCGUCUCAAGGCCCUGGAGGAGGAGAACUCAGCUCUGGCCUUGGAGAAUGAGAAUCAGAGGGAGCAGUAUGAACGCUGUCUGGACGAGGUUGCCAAUCAGGUUGUGCAGGCGCUUCUCACUCAGAAGGACCUGAGAGAGGAGUGUCUGAAGCUGCGGACUCGAGUGUUCGACCUCGAGCAGCAGAAUCGGGCGCUGAGCGUACUGUUCCAGCAGCGGAUCAAGCCGGCGUCGGACCUGCUUCUCCAGAAACUCCACUCUCGGAUCAUGGAUCUGUCUGCGGCAGAUUUGCUCCUGGAGCCAGAGCGAAGCAAGGCUUUCCUGCUUUCCAGGAACACGGACUCUCCCUCUAAUGAGGUUCAGCUGAAUGGAAAGGCAGGACUCCCUGUGGCCAAGUGUCUGAGCCAGCUUAGCCUGACGGUACCGGCGCCCAUAUACCAGCGCAGCAGCCGUAGCAGUAGUGAGUUGUCCCUGUCGAGUGCAUGCAGUGAAUUCUCCAGCGGCUCUUACACCUGGAAUGAUGGACGCUCCAGCGGGAAAAUGCCAUCUCUGACCUGGGAGAAGAGGCUGAGUUUGGGUUCGUCAGCUCCUAGUAAUAUCUGCGCCCCCCCUGAGGAGCAGCUGCCCACAAGGCGUAAGGAGAGCCACAUACUGGAAGGACUAAGGAAGCUCCAGAGGAGGAAACACAGGAGCUUAUCUGCUUCGUCCAAGGUCUCCAAGUCUGGAUACAAAGACUGCAUGAACUCCAACGAGGGCAUCUACUCCCUGGGUAUCAAGAGUAGCAGCAAAGGGGUAACGAAGCCUUCCCCCGUUAGCAGGACUUCCGCUGCACGGGGCAAGCAGUUCUCCUACGACUCUGAUGAUGCAGAUGAUGAAUUGGCACAAUCUAGUUGCAGAGACAAUAUCCCUACCAAGGACGGCUGGUUUAACUGUAAGAGUCUUUCUCACAGCAUCUCAGACAGUUUGUGUAGCUUGGAGGGGAGUCAGGACAGUGGAGCCGACGGUACCUCAGGUCCCAUGGCUGCAAAAAACCCUCCCGCCUAUGACUCAAAAGAUCGUCCCGAAAAGCUCAUGAGUUUCAUUAACAGUUUACUACCUGAGGGAGGGCGGAAGUCAGCUUUUAGCAAACCAUCCAUGCUGCGCUUCAAACCUUCCGACCCAAAGGGUCCCAUUCUGCUCUCUGAUAUGGAUGACCCAGAGGAACUCAAGUCUGAGUGCAGUGAUAGCCGAAUGUCCUUUAGCCACCCACCAGAGCAAGUCGAGAGGCCAUCAAGGGAUCCUGCCAAGCUGCUCACACAGCAGUGCUUGCGGAGAGAGCAGGGACGCACCCAGUCUGCAGAUGGGAGGCCUAGGCCUUUUAGCUUAAUCAAGGAGCCCAAAGGAGCCAAGUACACCCAGUCUGAGGAGAGCAUAGUGGCGAUAUUUGAUGCAGAGGGAGAGCCUAUUGAACUUUGCGCUCAGAAGCUUGCAGUGGAUGCUGGUCACAAAGUGGUUGCUAAUUACGCAGAGAUAGCGCCGCAGGAGAGGCCGACGAGGCAAAAAUCUACCAAUUCCAGGAAUUACACUGUUCUUGAAUCUCCAGAGAAGCCUUCUGAAUAUCACAUUAGAACUAGCAAAGCAAGCACUAGCAGGGAGGGGAGUGCGGAGAGGCUGUCGAUGCAGCUCAACCCUCAAAGGAAACUAAUCAAACCACCAAGCAACCGAGCUAAUAAAGGCCAUUCCAUCCCUCCCAUGAAUGAAGCUGCUUGUCCCAAGUCGAGUGGUUCAAAGAUACCUGGUCGUAACAAACCUUCAGGAUCUCCACUGAGAUUGUCAAAAGGCUGCUCAACUGAACCAAGCAACAGUGGCAACUCAGGGCCCUCUAGUCAGGAAAAGAACCCCUCUUCCCCUACAGUUAAAUUAUCCAGAUUCAUUAAGACACCAGGGACCUGCUCACAGAGCCCAAAGGCCGUCAACUCCAAGCUCCCUAGCAGGACAGAAUGGAGUAAGAGCUCCUCAUCCGGUUCCCCUCACUUGUCAAGGAGGCACUUGGAGUAUGCUGACAAUAGUGAACAGCCAACCAGAGACAAACACUGUGAAACUAGCAAAAAUAAACUCAGGUCCCCUUCUCCACCCCCUCCCCCAGGCCGAACCACCUCCUUACUGAUCAGACCAAAUUACGAAGGGUCACCUCAAGCACAUAAAACAGGGGUGGCUCAACCAUCCGCACCAACCACUGUGAGGGGCCCUCCCCCAAGUUACCACACCUCACUUGUACCAAAUAUGCAAGCUACGCUACCCAUCAAGGAUAAAGACUGUUUAGACUUGGAUGCAGGCUACGGGACUGCACUUGCACCUCAGAAACUGGUCGACAAAACCAGUCAGCACCUUCAAAAGUCCCCCGCCAUGACUCAGACACCUACUAAAGGCACUUCCAAACGGAUAACCACAAAAGACUACCUCCCUUCUGCAAACUCAGGGUGUGCUCGAGAACCUGAAAAUGCACCUAAAGGCUCAAAGAAUGUCCCUCCUCCCUACAGUGCCCUCAGAGGGUCCUCACUUCAGAACUCAUUUGCAAGUAAGAGGGGAUCCACCACUCAUGAAAAUGUCCACCAGUCAGUGCAGAAAACCUCUAUUAGUUUACCGAUAUCACUUCAAGAUGCACCUCAAGGCCAAACGGAGUCUCAGCAUGGUAAAACUGCAGUCAGCCCACCCAGCUCAGCUGUUAUAUCCCCUAACCCAGUGGAAAAAACCUCAAAGACUCGCAUUCCAAUGGGGUUUAAAGCAUUUUUAAAAUCUCCCCCUAGCCAUAAAAAUAGUCUCUCUGUACCAGGCAAACAAGAGAAAGAUCAUAUCAACGCAGUCUCCAAGGAGACUGUGACUUCAAAUGCUUCCACCCAGUGUGACAGCAUGCAGUCAGCGCACGGUAUUGAUCCACCACCCAAGAUGUCUGUUACAGAGGGGAAAGGUGAAGUCCAGUGUAGGUUACUGGAAGAGGAAUUACAAGCUCCCGUGCUGGCAGAGGAGGGGGAUGUUUGUGAUAAGGGGAAAAGGAGUAGUCAGCUAUUCAGUAGAUCCAUAUCCGUUACAACCAAACCUCAUCUGAAGCCGGCCUUGGGUAUGAAUGGAGCCAAAGCUCGCAGCCAGAGCUUCAGCACCAACUACAUUGAGAAACCCAACAUCAAUGUUCUAGAGGGACCAGGAAAAAUCAGAACUCACAUCAUCACCAACUCUGGUGAAAGGGGGAACUCCCUUUCAAGACAGAGCUCCUUGGAGGCACCUAGUGUUGGGUUGGCCGAGAGCCCUAUCCAUUCCCCGAGGACUAGGCUUAGCCACUAUGGGGGCAUGACAGGGUCGAAUAUUCACAGCGCUCUCCCUGAGAGAACUUCUAAACCAGGCUCCAAAGGUGACGAGUCACAGGGCGCAGGGAAGGGGGAGGCCAUCACCUCACCUUCGUUGAAAGAGGUGCGCAGCUUACCCGUCGGUGACAGAAUUGGUUUGAACAACAUCCGUAAACCAGCAAAAGUUGCCUCUCAUCCACAGUUCCAGCCUCCGCCCUCUUGUGUCUACAGCUUGGAAAACUCAGUUAGAGAGACCGAACCCACAGCGACCACCCCUAACGAGACAGACCUAAGUCAGGCAGACUCGCCAAACAAAACCCUAGAAAUGGAGGAGAAAAGGAUCAGCUCAAUGGUCUGCACUAUUGAAGAGAAAGUCAUGAUGGGAAUUCAGGAAAAUGUGCAGAAAUGUCAGGAGCAGGGGAAGGUUGCCGCCAGCGAGCCCAAGCAGAAGACAGGCCCCUCUCUGGCGAACUGGUUCGGCCUCCGCAAGAGCAAGCUUCCAGCGCUGGGCGGCAAGAAAGCAGAGUCCCCCAAGGGAAAGGAAGAGAAGAAAGAGCUGAAGAUCGGCUCGGUGCUCGGAGGCAAACAGGUGAAGUCCGACAAGAAGAAGGACAAGAAGAAAAAUGAGAACCAGCAGAAAGACAGUCCGGAGAUGCAGAAUCUGGCUGAGGUGAACAACAAGCUGAGCUCCAUCAUGGACCACUGCAACAACCAGAUGGGUCAGAUCACCAGUCAGAUCCAGUGCACCACCGGCUUUAUCGGCAAAGACCAGUUUGUGAAAGAGCUUCUUGGCAGGGCCGCUGUGAAGAGCAACUCUGUGGCCGCGCCGCCGCCUGGGAUCUCCACGCCCAAGAAACACGCCGAAAUGAAGGGAGAUAUGGAGAUCUGUACAGAUACCGCUACGCUCCUAAUGACCGAGAAGAUCAAGCUCAAAGCUGAAAAUGAGGAGGGACACAUCCCAGACACGGCUUGUCAAGGCCACAUGAUCGGCUCCAGCUGUCAGAUGAGAACCCUGGACAGUGGCAUUGGCACGUUCCCCCUCCCUGACUCGGUCACCCGGGCCAACAGUCGCCACAUCCCUAAAUCUGAAUCCAGCCCAGCCGGGGUGACCGCCGGCUCCUCCGAGCUCGAUCAGGAGCUUCCCUCUUCUCACCCUGACCCCUCACAACCCGAUGUGAAAGUGCCUUCCCCUCCAAAAACCCGCCUGCAUGCCCCCGCCACCAUGGGCCACUCCCUGUCCGACCCCACUGUGACCUGCAGCGUCGCCCAGGACACCCACAGCCGGCUGCCCAAGUUAGCAUCCUCAGAUGCCAUCAGGACAAAGAGGUCGAGUCUCUGCGCGCCACGUAGCAGCAUGUCAGGUUCCACCGAAGAGAAAGAAGAGAGGAAGAUGAGGAGCAAGGAGCUUGAUAUGCCUGGCGAAAGAGCCCUGAUAGUGUGCACGUACUCGGGCAGCAGCAGCGACACCGAGACUGAACCCGAGGGAACGGGAAGCACUGUGAGCUCGCCACAGAGGACGCCGAGAGACCGGACCAAGACUGGCGACUCAGUCGACGAGGAGACCCUAAAGAGAGCGAGUGUUGAGAAGCCCUUGUCAAUCAUGGACUACUACCAGCACGACAUGUUCUCGCACCUGGAGCAGAAGGACAGCAGGAGGAUCUCCCAGUACAACCUCCUGCACAAAGAGUCCUCCCUGGACGGGACGGCGGGGGACAGGCUCAGUAAGGAGAUCAGCCUGGAGAAGCUGCCCGGCAGUGGAAGCCAGUCGACCUCCCUGGACUUCUCCCUGGAGUCCCUGAACCAGCUGAACCACAGCAGCUCCAGCCUGUACCCCCCGGACGCCGGCUCGGGCGUCCGCCGGGGCCGCGCCGACGCGGGGCAGAGCGCCGAGGGCCGCCGCAAGCCGGACGAGCCGUCCUCCUCCGCUUUCGCGGGCAGGUCCGGGGCCGACCCCGUGGGCUCCCUGAGCGACUCGCUCUACGACAGCUUCUCCUCCUGCACCAGCCAGGGCUCCAACGACGUCUGACGAGGGCGGGGCUGCAGGGGCCCCGCGCGUCUCCGCAACGUCUCCGCACACUUUUUGGCCCUUUAAUUCGCUUCGCUCGGCCUUAAACGCAACUCUGGAUCGGCUCUCGACUGCAGCCCUGUCCUCUCUGCUCACAACACGAAGCACUUACAGAGCUGGAGACGCGAGGACGGAACCUCAACCUCAACCUCAACCCCAAACCAGGACUUUUAAUAGUUUGACUCUGGGUGUGGUGGACUGGACGGCAAUACCGCAUUGCUUUUAGUUUUCCUCUUAUCAUUGCACUGUAACAAAUACUGUACAAAGUUUGUAAGGAGUGUAAAGUGAACGAUUAUUCAGACGGUGAUAAACAGGUUCAAACAUCCUCUGACUGCUUUCCUGAUUGGUCGGAAACUCAAUGUGUCAUUUCAUGUAUUGCUGCUAAUAACGAUGCCCAUGGAGGAUGACCUGAAAGUGCCCAUGUGGAAUCACAACCCAGAACAAUAAUAAUAAUAAUAAUAAUAAUCUUUAGCUACUUCUUUUUUCGAAGCAAUAAUAAUAAUAAAACAAAAGCAGAACAGGAAUAAAAUUCUUGAAUUUCUCUUGAUUUUAAAUAUUUUGUGUUGUCGCAAACGUGUUCAAACCUGCAGCCAAAAAAAAAAACAAAAUCAUAAAAAAUGUAAAUUUAGGAAAUGUUCUGCAAAAGAAAGAAAGCUAAGGCAAAGUUUUUUGUUUGUUUUUUUUUUUCGGCGUGGUACAUUGACUUUUUUUCGGUACAGGAAAACCACCAACUGUUUGUUUUGAACGCUCCCCAGUGUCACUGUUGGUAGCUCAGGGAAGAUGCUGUAGAUUGUAUAAAAUAAAAUAAAAACGCAGCCAUCAGGAACUUGUGGACAAAAUACAGAUACCACUCAGUAGUCCUUUGCCUUUUAAUUACUAUUUUUUUUUUUAUUUCGAUUUCCUGUUGCAUAACUCAGAACCCAAACUGUGUAGUUGUCAGUCUCAUGUAGCGUUGUAUGGAAGCCCAUUAACGCCAGUGUGAAAAGUUAUUAUGUUGAGACUUUAAUAUCUCAUUUCUCUUCUUAUUUUGGGCAAAAUGUUGCAUCAUUUUGACAUAUUUAGUUGAAAUAAUGACACAUUUUGUCAGAAUUAUGAUAAAGUUAUUGCAAAAGUUAUGCUACAUUUUCUCCAGUAAUGACUUCUCUUUAAAAUAGUGACCUAGUACCUCAAAAUUCUGACUUAUUGCCACAAACUAAUGAAAGAUUUUGCCAAAAAUGACCUUAUUGGACAUAUUCACUCAUAUUCUUUAGCUAUUAAGUAAGUUUUGUAUUCAUUAAUUUGCUGUUUUAAGAUGCAAAGUGAUUAUUUUUGGCUGAAAUGGGCUUCCAUACACCAUAGCAUACCUGAACCCCAGUUUUCCUCUCCUAGCUGUGUAUUAUAUGUUGUACAUAAAAAUUGCUAUAAGUUAAUAUCAGAAUGGGCAUUGCUGAUUUAUAUAUGCAAAUAAGAAUAAUAAAAAGAAAGAAACAAACUUAAAAAAAAAAGCAGAUGUAAAUUGUUUGCCAAUCAUUCAAGGGUUUAGGUUUGAAGGUGGCAUGUGUGUGUGUUUUCUUAUGGAAUUCUUUCGAGGUUUUAAGACUUUAUUUUGAGAUCGCUUAAAAAAAAAUAUUUUAUCACUUUAUUUUAAAAACCUAUUUGAACCUUAGGUGGAGUUCUGCCAAAAUUCUACCUGGAAUUUGACCAGCUGGUGCUAAUCAACGGAGCCGACUGUGCGUGUUUCGAUUUUUUUUUCUAUGAAACUGUUAAUAUUGUAUGAAGAGAGUCUGAAGAGGACUUGUGUAUUUUUCUAGAUGUCCAGUAUUUAUACCCACAUUUUGUACUGUGUGACUUUAGUGCGACUGUCAUGCUUCACCUCUUUCCUUAAAUGUUCCUUUGUAAAGAGAAAGGGUUACCAGCAGUGUUACUUUGGCAAUUAAUAUUAUUGUUAUUAUUACUGUGUGCAAUUCCGUCUGUUACACUAGACUUUAAUUCUAUAUUUUAUGUAACUAUUUCCUAAAUAAAUAUGAGAAACUAUUUCCUAUUUCAAAUGA
Mugil cephalus (flathead mullet) is the source of this 8620-nucleotide messenger RNA. RefSeq names its product nck-associated protein 5-like. The transcript is spliced from 18 exons. Lineage: Eukaryota; Metazoa; Chordata; Actinopteri; Mugiliformes; Mugilidae. Gene Ontology annotation, cellular component: microtubule plus-end. The record is from RefSeq and is a predicted model, not a curated record. Gene Ontology annotation, biological process: microtubule bundle formation; microtubule depolymerization. The coding region runs from base 807 to 6551 and encodes 1914 amino acids.